CGUAGCAUAUUGCACUUCACCAAUCAACAACGAAGAGCUAGGAUUUUGGUGGCGUUUGUUGUCGAAAGUUGCACGUGCAGAAAGGCUAAACAAUAUCUUCUAUUUUAUUGCCCCCCCCCCCCCCCCCCCCCCCAAAAAAAAAAACAAUGCAAGACUACCUUUAAUACUAAUACACAGAGCAGGUUCAGCCGGUUUUACACCAUCCCACACCAUAUCCCCCUGAGGAGCCCUUCAUCAUCAUCAUCAUCAUCAACAACAACAAUAAUGCCCAGGCGACGGAAGAGUAGAAUCCGAGAGGCCUAUGACGAGCACUUUUCAGAGAGCACGGUAACAUACCCAAGAAUUGUGAGUGCUGUCGAGAGGAGGACGGCUGUGACAAGACCGGAGCAAGACUAUGACAGAGAAUUUGAAUAUGAAACCAAUCAGUAUAGCGGCAUUCAAAGUUACCAUGAUGAUGACCACAGAGGAUACCGUAGCGACAGGAUACACACAGGAAGUGAUCGAGGAUACCAUGGAGACAGUACACCCAUAGGAAGCAUCCGAGUGAGGAAUUCCCCACCUCCCCGACAAGAGGAUUACAGAGAUUCCUACUACAGGGACUCCAGAGAUAAUUCUCUGAUGGGGUGUCAAGGAGAGAUGAGGAUAAGCAGCAGAGCGGGCUCCCACCUCAGCAGCAGAGUUAAAGGAAUAGCUCCUCUCUCGAGGACCGUGUCUUCGGCAGCUAACCCCGAUAGAGUGGACCCCAAUCUGAUGCAGACCCUCAUGUACUUGGACCGAGGAGAGGACCCUGAGGGUCUUAGGCGAAGGGGCCUGGACCCCUACGCUGUAGGCCCAGCCGGGGACACUUACAAAACGGUACGGGAUCGCCCUCCCAUCAGGAUGGAUAUCUCACCAGGCCCUGUUAUCCUGCGCUCUGGGUCCAACACCAGCAAAAGGAGCUACUCCCCAGACAGGGACCAGAAGAGCUUCUCCUACCAGCAGAGCCAGCAGAAGAGGUAUAACGAAGAGCCUCACAGCCAGAACAGAGAACCUGAUAAGCCCAGGUUGCUAAGCCACACCAGAAGUACCUCCCUAGACGGAUCAGCGAAAACCUAUGUGGCAAUCAAGGAGGAGAGUGUCCCCACACCAGCCCAGUUAGCGGGGCCGAAGGAGACGUUGUCGGCCAAGGAGACGUUGUCGGCCAAGGAGACGGUGUCGGCCAAGGAGACGGUGUCGGCCAAGGAGACGGUGUCGGCCAAGGAGACGGUGUCGGCCAAGGAGACGGUGUCGGCCAAAGAGGAGACGGACCAGACGCAGGACAACUUUAAGACACGGCGCUCUCAAGCCAUCGCAGCUAAAGCGCUGGAAAUCGAGAAGCGGUACAAGCAGGACUGCGAGACAUUUGGCACGGUGGUGAAGAUGCUGGUUAUCAAGGAGCCCAGCCUGGAGAAGAUGCUUCAGAACCCUCUGAAGGACAACCUGAUUGAGAUCAGGGAGCGUUGCCUUGACGACCUCCGACACUUCAUCAUAGAGCUGGACCAGGUCAUAAAGCCUCAACCAUCAACAUGAGGGGGAACCACAAAUCCCUUACUACAUGGCAGGAUUGAUGGACCAGAGGUGGAGUUUGGCCGGUGGUAUAGACAUUGUGAGAGGAGGCAAUCCUGUGUGAUAUUCUCUCAAUACUGUGUCAAUAAGAGAGAAACUUUCAAGUAACUUGAUUUUAUUGAAAACAUGCUUAAUUGAGAAUAAGUGUUUUAUUUUCACCAACCUUUUCUGAGUUGAGAUGCAUGUCCAGAUCUACCACUCAGAUGUUUUCUAAAUAUAUCUUAAAAAACCUAAGCCUGUGCAACAUUAACCAAUUAAAAACUGUUCUGUAGCAAUGAGGUUUGUACAGUAAGCUAAAGGCCAAAUACAUUAUCACUGCAUGUUGGCUUCGCUUUAAUUUCCCAGCCAAUGCAUUGUUGUUCGGACCAUUUAAAAAUAUAUAUAUUUCCAAAUUUGAGGUAAGCUAUAUGAUCACACAGUAAUAUAGAUCAGUUGUUGUAUUACUUGUGAGUCGAAGCUAAGUGAGCAUAUUUAAAUAAUUAGCUUUUAAUUUUACUGGGCUGAUGGUGCCUGUAUCUGAUGGUCAGUCUCAGCAGUCCGUCUCUCAACAUCCCUCUACUCUCCCUUUCCUCCGCUGACACUGACCAAAAAGGACACGGUCAUCCAGCUGAUGGCGGAUCUCCACUCGCAUCAUUCUCUCUCUCUCCUAAUAAAUCUCACAGUAUCUGUAGCUUUCCUUCACGCCUGCUACGUUACUGCAGACACGGUAAUCUGAGCCAUCCGAUUGGCCAGCGGUAGGCGUUUUAGUGCACUUCAUUUGCUCUGCAGGCCCGCCGGGAACGCAGAGUUUGUACCUUCAGACAAAUGAAAUGGUUCAAAAUCGAAACCCUUUGCCUACCCGGCGUGCAGGGCAGCUGAAUCAGGUGCACCUACCUGCAACAGCGCAAGACAAAAAAAUGAUACAAACUCAAGGAUUUUUUAUUUUUUGUACAUAAAUGUUUGGGAUUGACAAGAAAUGCUUUUGAGAUCGACCAGUUGGUCGCAACUGCUUUGGGGGUCAUAGAAGAAAAUUUUGGGGAAAACGAAGCGUUCUAAUUUGAUUGGCUUGUUACAAUGCUGUUCUAGAUUUCAGACUUGAAAAGAGAAUCCUGCCAUCAUUACUCUAAAUGUCCACCUGUCAUUUCUUUACUCUGUCAUCCACUACUACUGGCUUUCUGACCAAGUUGUAAACAACCUAAUCAUACAGAGUUUGCAUAUUUUUGUGUAUUUACUGUCAUAUGUUCUGAAGUUCUUUACAUCUUAUUUUCUAUUUGGUAAUAAAAGUGAUGUAACAAC
This is a messenger RNA of Salvelinus fontinalis (brook trout), 2859 nucleotides long. RefSeq names its product periphilin-1-like. NCBI's taxonomy places the organism in Eukaryota, Metazoa, Chordata, Actinopteri, Salmoniformes, Salmonidae. Gene Ontology annotation, biological process: protein localization to heterochromatin; negative regulation of gene expression, epigenetic; negative regulation of DNA-templated transcription. The record is from RefSeq and is a predicted model, not a curated record. Gene Ontology annotation, cellular component: nucleoplasm. The transcript has 11 exons. The coding region runs from base 265 to 1548 and encodes 427 amino acids.